This is a messenger RNA of Solanum stenotomum, 1194 nucleotides long. RefSeq names its product NDR1/HIN1-like protein 6. NCBI's taxonomy places the organism in Eukaryota, Viridiplantae, Streptophyta, Magnoliopsida, Solanales, Solanaceae. Bases 169 to 966 code for a protein of 265 amino acids. The transcript has a single exon. The record is from RefSeq and is a predicted model, not a curated record. Gene Ontology annotation, cellular component: plasma membrane.
CACCUUUAUCAUAUACUAUUAUUAAAUAUUAAAAACAACCAAAAAAGUUUCUUUCCCUUUUACUUUCCUUAAUCCAAUUCCAAACUCCAUUAUUAGUAUCAUUAUCUUAUAAUAAAUAGAUCCAACAUUCAUUUGUUCAUCUUUCCUUUCAUAAUUCAUUAAGCCAAUAUGACUUCCUCAGAGAGCUUAAGUUUCUUUUCUCCUGAAUAUAGUACACCUAAAAUGUUUCCUCUAACACCAUCACCAACACCAGCACCAACUCAUAAACGUGGCGGUCCAUCGCCUAUGAGCCAAAUCAUCAUGGCAAAACAAGCCCUCAAUCAACCUUUGACACCAGAAAUGUCACAUGAAAUCAAGAAUAAACCAAUAGUACAAUAUGUUGUGCCACGACAACGUAGACGUACAAAUCCUGCAGUGUGGUGUGCUGCAAUACUAUGCAUGAUGUUCUGCCUACUACUAAUAUUAUUUGGUAUUGGAACUUUAGUCAUUUUUCUAUCUAUCAAACCAAGAAAUCCAGUGUUUGAUACAUCAAAUGCAAGCCUAAGUGUCAUAUACUUAGACUCACCUAAGUAUAUGAAUGGUGACUUCACAUUUAUAGCAAAUUUCACCAAUCCAAACAAGAAACUUGAUGUGAGAUUUGAGCAUUUGGUCAUUGAACUUUUUUUCUCAGAUAGCUUAAUAGCAACACAAGUUGUUCAACCUUUCAGUCAGAGGCAACGCGAAACGCGAUUAAUACAAGUUCACAUGAUAUCUAGCUUGGUUUAUUUGCCACCAAUUUCAGCCUUCAAACUACAAAAACAGGUACUUAGCAACAGAGUUGUGUAUACCAUCAGAGGAACUUUUAAGGUCAGAGUGAAUAUUGGCCUAAUUCAUUACUCUUAUUGGUUACAUGGGAGAUGUCAAUUAGAGAUGACAAGUCCACCUACUGGUGCUCUUAUUACACAUAGUUGUAGAACAAAGAGGUGAAGAAAAUUGUAUAUUGCAUACUUUAGUACAGCAGUUUGAUUUGAUUUUCCAGAUUCCUUCUAUUAUGUCAAGUACAAAAACUAUGUUUCUCAAUGCCAAGCAAGUUGAGAUCGGCUAUAUAAAUUCUCAUUUUUUUCUAUAUUCAAGAUUAGAGGAAACUUAGUUGUUUAGCACUAGAAGUUUCCUACAGUAUAGUUCAAUAAUUGAAAGGCAAAAGGUUGGAUCAAU